Messenger RNA from Scomber japonicus (chub mackerel), 2884 nucleotides. RefSeq names its product solute carrier family 26 member 10 (gene slc26a10). The coding region runs from base 106 to 2181 and encodes 691 amino acids. The record is from RefSeq and is a predicted model, not a curated record. Gene Ontology annotation, biological process: transmembrane transport. Gene Ontology annotation, molecular function: chloride transmembrane transporter activity; bicarbonate transmembrane transporter activity; sulfate transmembrane transporter activity. Gene Ontology annotation, cellular component: membrane. The transcript is spliced from 18 exons. NCBI's taxonomy places the organism in Eukaryota, Metazoa, Chordata, Actinopteri, Scombriformes, Scombridae.
UUGAGGUCAGGGCACAGUCUGCUAUAUAUGUAAUGCAAUAGUCAACACCUUUGCUGACUCUAAGACAGCGCUGGCGUGGUGAACUAUCAUCUCCACACGGACAACAUGAGCGCUUCUGUGGCCGUGUACAGGAAUAUCUACACGGAGGACCGCUUCAAACAGGCCUAUGGCUCCGAGGAUAACACAAGUGGAAGUCUGCGGCUCCGAGAGAAGCUCACCGAGAGGUGCAGGUGUUCAAAACGAGCCUGCCUUCACCUGUUGAGGGAGAGGAUACCUAUUUUCAGCUGGCUGCCAAGAUACAGGCUAAAGAAAUGGAUUUUAGGAGAUGCUAUAGGGGGAUUGACAGUUGGUAUUCUUCACAUACCGCAAGGCAUGGCCUUUGCUUUACUCACAUCUGUAGCACCAAUAUUUGGCCUUUACACCUCCUUCUUCCCGGUGGUCCUGUAUAUGUUUUUUGGCACUGGUCGACAUGUGUCCACAGGUACCUUUGCUGUGGUGAGUCUGAUGACUGGUUCUGUGGUGGAGCAGCUCGUCCCCACUCCUCUGGAGAUGAACUCGAGUUCGCCUGAAGCGGCUGACUUUGAGGCCCAGAGGAUUGGUGUAGCCUCAGCUGUAGCACUCCUCUCAGGAAUUAUUAUGCUCUGUAUGUUUGGGCUCCAGCUGGGCUUCCUUUCAACCUACCUGUCAGAGCCAAUUGUUAAGGCUUUCACCAGUGCUGCUGCCUUCCAUGUAACCAUCUCACAGCUGCAAAGCAUGCUGGGACUGCGGCUCCCUCGCUACACAGGGGCCUUCUCCCUCUUUAAGACUUUUGCGUCAGUGAUGGAGAACCUACCUCACACCAAUAUGGCGGAGUUGCUCAUCUCCUUGGUGUGUUUGGCUGUCCUGGUGCCAGUUAAGGAGAUCAACAUGCGUUUCCGGCAGCGCCUGCGUACACCUAUCCCUGUGGAGAUCCUCAUCGUGAUUAUUGUCACAGGUGUGGCUUACGCCUCCUCCCUGGACUCCACUUUUGACAUUGAGAUAGUUGGCCACAUCCCAGCUGGAUUCCCAAAGCCACAGAUGCCUGCCUUACACACUUUCCCUGAGAUUGUUGGAGACACAAUAGCCAUAACAUUUGUUGGUUACGCAGUGUCCGUCUCACUGGCGAUGAUCUACGCGGAUAAGCAUGGCUACUCCAUACAUCCAAACCAGGAGCUGCUGGCUCAUGGUAUCUCCAAUACAGUGUCCUCCUUUUUCACCUGCUUCCCAAGCUCCGCCACUCUAGCCACCACUAACAUACUUGAGAGUGCUGGUGGAUACACACAGCUCUCCGGCUUGUUCACUAGUUUGGUUGUUCUGAUUGUCCUGCUGCUGAUUGGACCACUGUUCUACUUCCUGCCCAAGGCAGUGCUGGCAUGCAUCAACGUCACCAGCCUCAGGCAGAUGUUCCUGCAGUUCCAAGACUUACCUGAAUUGUGGAGGAUCAGCAAGAUGGACUUUAUGGUUUGGGUGGUAACCUGGCUGUCUGUAGUGGUACUCAACGUGGACCUUGGCCUAGCCACUGGGGUGGUUUUUUCAAUGAUGACCGUCAUUUGUCGCACACAAAGGGCUGGUUGUUCAGUGCUCGGCCGGGCCAGCAAUACAGAAAUUUACAGACCCCUGGAGAACCACAGCAAGUGCUAUGAGGUGCCAGGAGUGAAGAUCUUGACUUACAACGGGCCUAUUUACUAUGGCAACCGCAGCUUCUUCAGGGAGGAGAUAAGCAGGCUGUUGGGCCUGACGCCAGAGAAGAUCCGCAGCCAGGAGAAGGCCAGAAAAGCCCUGGAGAAACGGGAAAGAGAGGCCACCGUCAACACUGUGGAAAGAGGCAUUGCAAACACAUCGUUUUCUUCAGAAAAUGAGUUCUUUAAAUCUGAAACAUCUGAAAAUGAUGUCAAGGCAGUGUUAAUUGACUGUAGCAGUGUGAUAUUUGUCGACGUUGCUGGAGCAAGACUAUUUACACAGAUGUGUACUGAAUGCCAGAAAGUUGGAGUUCAUGUAUAUUUGGCAAACUGCAAUGAGAGUGUUUUAAAGAUUCUCACAUCAAGUGGUCUAAUGAACUACAUGAACCCUCAACAUAUUUUCGUAACUGUUCAUGAUGCCGUGAUGUAUAUCCAGCAGCAGAGGGAAAAAUGUCCAGAGAACACCACGACUGUUUGGGUAUGAGGCAGAUGGACAAUGACGAGUCAUGCUUCCUUCAACCAUGUGUUUGGGACUAAAACAGCAGAGGGUAUUAGGAGUUGUACAUUUAUUUUAUUAGUGGAGACUAUAUCUCUCUGCUGUAUAUGAUCACUCCAGUAUUUGGUCCAGUUUAUCUUCUGUAUACCAGUGUUUCAGAUAACCAGUAGCCUGUUGUAGCACUAUGUCAUGAAUUACAAUAAUUAUCACAUUACAAUGUUACCGGUUUUCCUGUAGAUAUACUGGAGUCACCCCUGGCACACUUUAAUCUGAUGUAAGUAAAUAGUUACAAAUUCAGAUGAGUUUAAAUCAUGCACAUAUACUGUAAGUACUUUACAACAGGAAAUGUUAUCACGUAUUUAGUGUAAAUAAAUCUAAAAAAAACCAAACAAAUAUCUAACACGUUAUGGCUGGAAUAUUAGCAUAGUAAUAUUUAUUUAGUUUCUGUUUGUUGUCUGCAAUACAGAGAAAUACACUGUAAAGUGCACUGAAUAGUUUGUUGAAAUAUUUAUAGAUUUGAAAUGUGCUUAAAUAUGCAAAUGUGUACAGUAAAUGCCAUUCCAUAAUGCCUUUAAAUGUUCUGUCUUUGAACUCCAGAGGGACUGCACAAAAUAGUUUAUGAAUGACUUUUGUAUAUGUCAGCAACCAUCCAGUGGCUUUUUUGACAAUAAAUAUAUCUCCAUAAAGAGAA